Messenger RNA from Amphiprion ocellaris (clown anemonefish), 9843 nucleotides. RefSeq names its product RAB44, member RAS oncogene family (gene rab44). NCBI's taxonomy places the organism in Eukaryota, Metazoa, Chordata, Actinopteri, Pomacentridae. The coding region runs from base 134 to 8335 and encodes 2733 amino acids. Gene Ontology annotation, molecular function: GTPase activity; GTP binding. The record is from RefSeq and is a predicted model, not a curated record. The transcript has 10 exons.
CUUUGAGGGAACACACGCCCCUGUGUGAAAUGCAACUACUGUUGAGCAGAGGCUGAUGACUUGGCAUUACAGAGUAGCUCACGUUGUGAGACGAUAGAGUUGCCAGAUUUGGUUGGGGAGAAGAUUAGAAGUUAUGUCUGGUAAAGGUGCCAAGAAAAAACGCCUUGGUUCACGCCGUGUGGCACCAAAUCAGAAUGUAUCAUCUGAGGAGAUCCAUGUAACAGACGGCAGUUCAGUAACACAACACCAUGUACUAGAAGAAAGUAGUGAAUCGCUAAAUGUAUUGUCUAACCCUGACGAUUCAAAACCUGAAACCCAACAAACCCCUUCACCAGACAUCACAAUGAGCAGGAGAAAACUGGGGUCUAGUCGAAGAAAUAAAGGAAGGCAGUUUGCGAAAGACUCGGAAACUGAGCCAUAUCUUGAACAUAGAGAGGAAGUUGAGGAAAAGACCAGAGGUAAUAAAACCGUCGAAGCAACACAAACAUCACUGGCAGCUCAACUUGACAGGCAGGAGGAAUCAAGCCAAGGGAGUGUACAAGAUAUCUCUGCAACACCCGACAGCUCUUUGUCCUCAGGCAGUACACCUGACUAUUAUUAUUCUGAGGUUAAGAGCCCCAGUACAUUGAAUUCUCCAGAACACGUCACAGAAAUUUUAACUCCUAAACCUGGUAAUCUGCAAGCAGACCAGACUCAUGAAAAUGAGACCAAGCUGGAAAAGACUGACAAAUCUAACACUCCUCAAAGUGCAGAAAUGGAAGAAAAUGUUGGUAUCCUGGAGUUACCUCAUUUAAGUGCACUUUCAAGUCUUUCUGCAGAUCAACAGCUGAUCAACAUUCAACUGUCAAAUUCCAAGGAGAUGCCAGAGGAGAAACUCUCCCAUGUGAAUUCUGUAGCAGAAAUGGGGAGCAGCAAAAAUGAUGACACAGACUUGUUCAGGCGAGAUGAAAGCUUGCAGGGCAACAUCUUAGAGAGUGAGUCGCAGGUCGGAUCAGUGGCUUUGGAGUUUGCUACAGAUAAAAACAGCCCCAGAGAAAAUACUGCAAUUGAAGACAAUGUUGAGCAAGCAAUAUUUCUAUUACCAAAAGAAGAGUUGCCCACAAGUGAAAAACUAAAAGAGCUUUUCAACUUAUCUGAACUCAAAGAUGAUCAGCAUUUAGAGGAUAUUGUAAAUAAUGUGCAUAAACAGGAUUUAGAGGCAAUACAAAUGCAGACAGUGGAUCAAGAUGAUUACUCACCUGAAAGUCUGAUACUUGAUGCCACAGAAAAUGUUGAUAUUUGUGCUGGAAACCUGAAAGAUCAAGCUGAGAUCAAGGAUGUUACUCAGACAGACUUUAAAGGGGUUUCUGAUAAACCAGUGGGAGCCACACCUGAAGCAGUAGAUAAAUCUGACACAGGUGCUCAUCAAUCAGAGGACAAUUGCAAAAUCAAGCAGGAAGUUUCAACUCCUACUGUGAAACAGGAUAUGCAACCUACAAAAGAAGACAACUUAGAGGCUUUAGACCAGAUAAGUGAGGAUAAUCCUUCAUAUGAUACCAAGACACCACAGAUCAGUGACAUAGAAAGAGUGGACACUGCUCUAGUCCAGGUGUCUGAAUCUGAAGGUGGAGUAGAGGAUGAUGUAAAACCCAACCCUGAACAAAUGUUUCAUCCUGGGAUGGAACAACUCAUCUCUCAAAUGGAGAACAGCAAAUCUUCGCAAAGCUUUCAAUCGGAGACAAAUGUUGUUUUUGACUCCCAACCUCUUGACAGUUCCGCAGGCAUAGAUGAGAAAACCAACACAGGCUUCCAGCAGAGUGACAUCAGAAGAAAACUGGGGUUCAGCCGUAGAAAUAAGGGAAAACAGCAAGUUAAAGAUAAUGAACCUACAGAGGAAGCUGAUGGCAAUACAAAGGAUCAUGAACCCAGUGAAACAACAGAAAUAUCAUUAACAUCAGAGACAGCAGACCAGGAAAAAUCCACAGAGACCAUGCUGGAAGGAAUGAACAGAUUCGACGCUCGUCCGACCGAAGAAGAAAACACACAAACUGACACACAUGUUUGCACUUCUGAGUUAACUAUAACUGGAAAACAUUCAAGUCCUACAGUAGAUAAACAGGUAAUUGACCUGUCACAUUGCACGCAGAUGCCAGAUGAGGAUCUUUUGGGUGUCCAUUCUGUAACAGAUACAGAGAGCAAGGAAAGAGAUGAAUACACGGACCUGUUAAGGCUGAAUGAAAAUUCACCAGAGGAUCCUUUGGUGAGCAAAACACAAGUGAGUCCCUUCACAGUGGAGAUAUCCACAGAAAAAAUCAGCCCUGGAGAACAUACAGAACUGGAAUUCAGGGCUGAGAAAGCAACAGAUUCAUCACAAAAAGAUGAGUUGUCUACAAAACAGGAGCAAUUGUCCAAUGUCAGGGGCGCUCAGCAUUCAGAGGAUGCUGUAAAGAAAGUGGAUGAACAAGAUAUUCAGCCAACACAAGUUCAGGAUGAGCAACAAAAUUAUGACUCACCUGAAAGUCUGAUACUACUUCAUGCCACAGAAAAAGUUGAUAGCUCCUUUGGAAAUCUGAAAGACCAAACUGAGAUGAGGGACACUAACCAGUCUGAGUUGAGUUUUAAAAUUACAGAUGAUUCUGCACCCAAGGAGGAGGUUUCGAAUCCCGAUGAUAAACAGGAUCAGCGCCCUACACAAGAAAGACGUUUGGAGGCUUCAGACCAGAGGAAUGAGGAUUCUGAUGUGUAUGAUUCCAAACAUCCAUUCAUCAAAAACACAGAAAGAGAAGACACUGCACUAGGACAGGUGAAUGAGGGUGAAAGCCAAGUAGACGAUGAUGUAAAACACAAAGAUGAACAAGCUGUUCAUCAAGACAAUGAAGGAGUCAUCUCUGAAGUCGAAAAGAGCACAUUUUCCCCACAAACCCUGCUGUCAGACAUAGAUGCUCCUUUUGAUUCCAAUCGCCAGGACAUUUCUGUAAGUGUAGAUGAGCAAACCAACACUGGCACUGACCUCAGAGGGAACAGAAGAAAAUUGGGGUCCAGCCGUAGAAAGAAAGAAAGACAGCAAGGUAAGGCAUCUAAAGAGGAAGUCUUAGAAAUUACCACAAGUGAUGAAGCUAUUGAAAUAACAAAAAUGUCAUUAGCAACAGAGACAAAAAUUCAGGAAGGUUUAAGUCAAGGGGUCAAACAUGAUGUUUUCCCGUCUGUGUUACAUGACAGCUCCAUGUUUUUACUGUCUACGCCUGGUUAUUCUGAGGUUCAGAAACCUGCUGCUACAAACCAUCCUGAGGCUGACCUGGGAAGUUUAAUUCCUCAAAAUGAAAAUCUUCAAGAAGAUCAAGAAGACAGACAGACAGACUUUAAAGGGAUGCCAGAUAAAUCAGUGGGAGCCACACUGGAAGAAGUAGAUACAUCUGGUACAGUUGUUCAUCAGUCCGAAGUUAAUGUUAAGAAAAUGGUGGAAGAGGAAGGAAAGACACGAGAAAUGCUGCAAAUUGACAAGCUAUCUGCAGGUGCAACAGUUGAUGCCACAGACAAUUCAAAAAUUGUUGAAAUUAUUACCACUCUCCCAUCUGAAGUGAUGGUGAAAAGCAGUGAUGAUUCUGCAACCAAGCAGGAAGUUUCAACUCCUGAUGACAAACAGGAUGAGCAUCCUACAAAAGAAGACAACUUAGAAGCUUUAGAUCAGAUAAGUGAGGAUAAUCCUUCAUAUGAUACCAAAACACCACAGACCAGUGAUGUAGAAAGAGUAGAUAGCACUGCUCUAGUCCAGGCGUCUGAGUCUGAUGGCAGAGUAGAGGAUGAUGUAAAACCCAACCCUGCACAAAUAUUUCAUCAGGAGGCUGCACAACUCUUCUCUGAAAUGGAGGACAUCAAAUUUCCUGUACAAAGCUUUGAAUCGGAAACAAAUGUUGCUUCCGACUCCCAACCUCAUGACAGUUCUGUGAGCAUAGAUGUGGAAACCAACACAGGCUUCCAGCAGAGUGACAUCAGAAGAAAACUGGGGUCCAGCCGUAGAAAUAAAGGAAGACAACAAUUAAAAGACAACAAACCUACAGAAGAAACUGAUGAAAAUAAAAUUGAUUAUGAACCCAGUGAAACAACAGAAACACCAUUAACAACAGAGACAGCGGAUCAGGAAAUGUCAGCGGAGACUAUGCUGGAAGGAAUGAACAAAUUCGACAGUCAUCAGACCAAAGAAGAAAACAGACAGCUGCCAGAUGAGAAUCUUUUGGAUUUUUAUUCUGUACCAGAGCUAGAGAAGGGAAGGUAUGGAGCUCAGCAUUUGGAGGAUGCUGUAAAGAAAGUGCAUGACCAGGAGAUUAAGCCUAUACAAAUACAAGAAACGCCUCAAAUUGAUAACACACCUGUAAGUGUGAUAGAUGAUGAGACAAAUAUCACUGAAACCUUUAUAGACCUAAUAGAAAUCAGGGACCCAGACCAAUCAAAGCUGGCUGUGAAAAGUACUGAUGAUGAUACAAAAGAAAUCAACUUUGAGUCUUCAGACCAGGGAAAGGAAGCUGAUCGUGUAUUUGAUGCUAAGAAACCACAGCUCAGUGAUAUAGAAAGAGCAGACACGCUACUGGGUGAUUAUGUGAUUGAAAGCCAAGUAAAGGAUGAUACAAAAUCCAGUGCUGGAAAAACAGGUCGUCAAGAGGCGGGGCUCUUUUCUGAAAUGGAGGACAGUGAAUCUUCUUUACAAAGUCUGCAACAUGAGCUGCAUGCAGCUUUGGACUCCAAGCCUCAGCAAAACAACACAAGCUUCAACUCUGGUGGGAACACAAGAAAACUGGGGUCAAGCCAGGAAAAAUCAAUGGAAACUAUGCUGGAAGGAAAGGGCAAAUCUGACAUUGCUCAAAUUAAAGACACUGUUCAUGUCAAACAAAAUGAACAUUUUGGCCCACUUUAUGACAUCUCUGAGUUUAAUAGUUCAAGUUUGCAUUCAAGUCCAGUAGUAGAUCGACAGCAAGUCGAGUCAAACUCCAGCGAGAUGCCAGAUAAAGGGCUUCCCAUCACAUCCUCUGAGAUCAAAAAUGAAGAAAAGGAGAACACAGAACUUUUAAGACAGUAUGAACAUUCAGAGGGCAGCGAUUUGUUUAGUGAAUCACAUGUGGAAUCAGAAAAUAUAGAGUGUCCAACCACAAUGGAGAUAACCACAGAAAAAAGCAGCUCCAGAGAACAUACCAAAGUUGAAAGCAGUGUUGAGCAAUCAUCAAAAUCAGCACCAAAAAAGGAGUUGGCUUUAAGUGGGGAACAAAAUGAGUGUUUCAACCCAUUUGAAGUCACAGGAGCUGAGCAGUCAGAGGAUGUUGUAAAUAAAGUGCAUGAAGAGCUGAUUGACCCAAUACAAGUGCAAGAACUGCUUCAAAUUGAUACAGGACCCAAAUCCUGUCUCCAAGCACUGCCAUCAGAACUAAAUACUCCUUUGGACUCCCAGCAGGACGAGCAUCAGAGCAUCAAAGAUGAAUCUCCGACAGGCCCCAAUCCAGUAGGGAGCAGAAGGAAACUGGGGUCAAGCCGAAGAAAUAAGGGAAGGCAGCACGCUAAAGAAGAAGCUACAGAAAACACCAGAGAUGAUGAAGCCUCCAAAACACCAAACAUAUCAUUAGCAAUAGAGACGGCAAGGCAGGAAGAACUGACAGACAUCAAAUCUCCAGAGAAAAUAAGAAAAGUAAGUUCAACUGUGAAUGAAGAUGAAAACACAGAAAAGCUGCCAAACAAAGACACAUUUUUCAUAGACAGCAGUACUGUCGUGACAGCAGACAAUGACGUUCUCAAAUCUAAUAAGGAUGUUGAUGACAAAGACAAGAAACUUGUCAAAGAACCUGAGAAUUUAAGUCACCUCACAGGAUAUGACACAGAUAAAAUGGACCUGAUGCAACCGCCACAAGCCUCAGUUUGGAAAGAUGAUUUAUACAUGCAGAAUAUCUCACAUCACGAUGACAGUCUCAAUGCCGAGUCAAGCACUGUGGACAUACUUGCCCAAGAAGAAGCCUCUCAGCUCCAAAAUACAGAAGACUUAUUCAGACAAGACGUUGACGUGCAACAGACAAAUGAUGUAAUAGAAACUGUGGGACAUGUCAUGAUGGAGAGCUCCGUGGAUAAACAAGGUCCUGGACAGGGUGAAGUUGGACAAAACUUUGGAGAUUCUACAAACAAAAUUGACGCAGUUCAAGAAAUAAAUACAUCACAUAUGCUCGUUUCUACUGCACAAGAGCGGGUUGAGGAUGUUGAAAGUGGAAUUUCUACUGCAAUGGAUGCAUCUAACAGCCAAGAAGAAAAUCAGUCAGAUUACAAGAAAACUUUGCAAGUAAAAUCCAACCAAAAGAGGAGAAAGAUGGGCUCGACUCGCAGGAAUCAACUCAACAGGAAACAAGAGGGAGAAAUGGACAACAAAGAUGAAACAACAGAAAGCGAAGUUAACACUGAAGCUGAUGUGAGAAAUCUUGAUGAGAUGGAAGAUGUGAAAGAGCUGGUGUUACCUGCAGAGGUGUCACAAAAUGAAAAUGCAACAACUUUGCUGGGUGCUGUUUAUAAAGAACAACAGGAGGGUAAUGAAAUCAGCUCUGCUCAUGAUGAGGGGCAUCAGCUAGAAAGCAGCACUUCUAACCUGCAGAGCUUAGAGGGUAAUGUGAUACCAGGCCGACAUGAUUUAAUGGCUCUCCUUCCUGAACCGUCAGCCUCUCACACUGAGGAAGCCGUCGAUCCUGAUAGAAAGGAUGGUGAAAGAAGUGUAGAUGUUGGUGUGGAGCCAUCACAGCUAGAGGAGUUUACAAGCUCUAAGACACAAAUAACCCCUGUGAUCGCUGAAAGAAACAGACGCUCAUUAGAUCAGUUGCUGCCCCUAAAUACUGAGACCACAACAAAUACUGGCAUCGCAGGAGGAAGCCCAGUGCUUAGUGAGACCACUGAGACCACACAGAAUGAUAACGAAAGGGCAGAGAGCGCAACAGAAAUACAGGACCAAGAUUCUACUGAACAAAAGCCAAACACUGUGACAGAAGAAGCUCAAGUUAAAAUUCCUGAGACGAAGAACGCAAGUCCAAAUUUGACUCCGACCAACAGGAGAAGGAAGAUGGGCUCCACCCGCAGGAAUCUUGGAUCACGAAACAAAGGAGAAGACUUGGAUAAUGAGGCAACUGAAAUAACUGUAGGAGAUGUAAAGGCUGAGAGUGUCCCUGGAAUCAAAGAAAAGGAACUGCAACUUCACACAGAAUACAGCGAGGGUGACCCUGAACAAGAGCGAUUAUUAGAAACUGUGGAAUACAGCCAAGCUGGAGAGUCUCAUUCAACUCCUCCGACUCAGCAGACAGUUGAGAAAAAACCUGUUUCUCAAGGUGAACUUUUAGACACAGAGCAGCUGACUCCCCAUUAUCUUCCAUCCACCUCUACUAAAAAUGAUACAAUGUCAAUGUCGGCACCUGGAGGGAGGAGAAGAAAAAUGGGAUCUCACCGGAAGUCACGCGGGCAUCAAGGUUACGGAGACCAAACAGAAGAACAGGAGGGAAUAUUAGAUGAACAAAAUGGGACGAAUGUGAGGAGCAUCCCCGAGGAAGGUGUGAUCAAGCCAUAUGAAGAGCACAAAGAAGAACCAUCGGGUCUGCAGAAAAUAUCAGAGGGUGAUGAUCGUGACAAGAAACCUUCAUCCAACAUUAUUAUUUCAAAGCCUGGAGAACACUCAAAGUCUGUGAGUGAAAAGACUCCAUUUCAGCCUUCACGUGCUGAAAAUCGCCUGGGUCAGGAGCAGUUUUCUUUGGCUGGUGACCCCAGAGGGACAGGCCUCAGAUCAGACAGCUACCAUGUAGUGAUGAUUGGAGACAGCAGUGUGGGAAAGACUUCCUUCAUGAAAAGAGCUCAAACUGGGAAGUUUUCUUUAGAUAUACCAUCCUCUAUUGGCCUUGAUUCCUGCAUGUGGACUGUGGUGGUAGAUGGAAAACCUGUGGUUCUAGAGUUGUGGGAUACAGCAGGACAAGAAAGGUUUCGCAGCAUUACAAGACACAUUUUCCACAAAGCUCAGGCUUUUCUCUUAAUGUAUGACAUCACAUGCACCGAGAGCUUCUCUGCAGUCAGCUACUGGGCAAACUGUAUUCAGGAAAGUGCUACAGAAGACGUGACUGUUUUACUUCUAGGGAACAAGAGCGACUGUGCUAAGCGACAGGUUAAAACCGAACAGGGAGAAAUUCUUGCUAAGGAAUACAACUUUGAAUUCAUGGAAUGCAGUGCUGCCACAGGGGAAAACGUGGUUCAGUGUUUGGAAACUGUGGCCAGGAUGCUGAAUCAAAAAAUUGGCGCAAGAGAGGAAGCCACAGUGGUUCAACAAGAGGCAGGGCAGAAAAAAAGAUCAACAUGUUGCUGAGCAGAUGUGUUUGUGCAGAAAAUAAGUGCUGAAAUCUUGCAAACAGACGACAGUGUGCUGGUUGGAUUUUCUUGAAGGCUGGUGUUUGCAACAAACUGCAUUUAAUUUAACUCUACUUUCACAACUGUAAGUUAAUUUCCUUUUCACAAUGACUUUUAUCAAUUUGUUUCUUCCAAACCCACUAGGACAUGUAUUGAUUUAAAGGACAGUUUAAGAGUAAGUAAAGGCUGUACUUGCAUAAAAUAUAGUGGUACUAUACUUGUACUAAUAUUAUAUGCGGUGAGAGGACACCUAAGAAACCUUCAUGCUUAUAGUAGCUAACUGGUGCAGGGAGAGAUAUUACAUGUUGGAUAACAGAUUUAAUCAUUUUGCACUGUGUUUUCUUCUGCUAGUUUUCCUUCUGGAGCAUGAAACUAAAUCUCUAUUUGUGCAAUUUCAGAUUAUUAUUUUCAGAUCACAUGUGAAGAGUCUGGCUCCAGACUGAGAUAUAGCCAUUUAAAGACAUAACUUAUCUCACUAGUAAUUACAACUUUAAGUACUUAAGCACUUUCUAUUCAUGAAAAGUAUUUAGUUUCAGCUUGAAAACAGAUAAGUUAAUCUCCUCUAUUGUACAGUUAUCACUCUGCCAAGGAACGCUGCAAGGUUAUGUGAUGAUCGGCGUUGGUUUGUCUGUCUGUUUGUUUGAAAUAUUACUCAAAAACAGACUAAUGGAUUUGGAUAAAAUUUUCAGGGAAGGUCAGAAAUGAUAUGAGGACAAAGUGAUUAGAUUUUGGCAGUGAUGCGGCUUAAGUCUGGAUCCACAGAUUGGUUAAAGACUUCCCUAUCAUUGAGAGAUAGUAGCACAGCGUCACUGUAACUAUGACAAGUGAACACUACGUCAGCUGCCUGCUGACGAUCACAUGAUUGCGAUUCUACAACAAAUCCACCGCUGUGGACCACAAAUUGUUUAAAGAUUUCAUCCGUAGUAGAUCAUAGAACGACUGAGUUGCCUUGGCGGAGUACUACGCUCUCUGAGUACUUUUCUUGUUGAAUGUUUGCUCUACACUGUCUAUACUUUAUGGGAAUUAAUAUAUCGUAAUUGUGUAUAUUUAUGUUUAAACAGUUCAAUCUGAUCUCUGAGGUCACAAAGUGUGAUAUUUUCAAGGGUCUCUAAUGAUUUAGAGUACUUAUAUACGAGAUCAUUCUGUUUUUGUUUGCUACUCAGCUUUAUUCAGUAACAAUAUUAACUUUGUAAUGAUUUUGUGUGUUUGCCAUCUGUUCCAAAUUAUUAGUGCAUUCAUUCUCCUGCAGUUGUCAAAGCUGCCAGGUUGGCCAGAUAAUCAGAAAUGAAUUUCGUGCCUCUGUAAUUAAAUACACUGGUAUUAAAAUUGAUAACAUGUUUUCCCAUCUUAAUGUAAAAUUCUUUUAUUAUUAUGCUGUAUAUUUCCCCAUAACUUGUGUCACUGACUACCUUUAAUCAGAUUGUUCCAAUGUCAUGUCUCAUGCUUAAUAAACCUCCUGAGCAACAA